CUUCCUGCUAGUCCAUUCAAUGCAGCCCAGCUCAGAUUAGGCCUUUCAGUUACAAAACAGUUUUAUGAGGCUUGUUUCUAUAUUAUAAUGUAGGUGACAGGGGUAGUAACCUCACCACCUCAUAGAAUGGUAAAAGUCCUGUAAAUGGUAAAAGUCUGCCUUGCUUAAGAGUGCGCAGCUGUGAGAGCGGCUGACCAGUGUAUGUGGAGAACGGCACUAGGCCUACAACACUGGGACGUGGCCACCAGGGGGUGCCAAAAUGAACAGUGAGCCGCUGGAGUCCGAUGGGGGCUCGGGGCAGGAUGAGGGUGACUUCAACUGGGACGAUUUCCUGGAGGAGAAUGGGUUGUUGGCGGUGCCCCACCAUGCUUUCAAACAUGUGGACCUCAGCCUGCAGACCGGCCUCACCCCGGGCAUGAAGCUGGAGGUGCGAGUUCGGGGAGAACCCGACGGGGGCUACUGGCUCGCCACCAUCAUCACCACCUGCAGCCAGCUGCUGCUCCUGCGCUACGAGGGUUACCAUGACGACCGCCGCGCCGACUUCUGGUGUGACAUCAUGACCGCUGACCUGCACCCCGUUGGCUGGAGUCGACAGCACGGGCAGCCAAUGAAACCGCCUGAAGGCGUGCGGGAGAAGCACGAGGACUGGGAGUCUCUCCUGGAGACAGCCCUGUCAGAGGCUUGCAGUGCCCCUGCCAACCUGCUAGAGGGGCCCCAUCGAGGUAAGAACCCGUUGGACCUGCUGGCUCCGGGUUCGAGCGUGGAGCUGCAGGACGGCGAGGACCCGGGGGUGGCUUGGGUGGCGGUGAUUGAGGAGAACGUGGGGGGUCGUCUGCGCCUGUGUUACGCUGGAGCCGAGGGGCUUCCCCAAAAGCAUGCGAGGCGCUGGGUCUUCUACCUGCACCCCUUCCUGCACCCUCUGGGCUGGGCAGAGGAGCACGGCUGCUCACUGGCUCCACCUGCCGCAUUGCGGGGACUUCGCAGCGAGGCAGAGUGGGAUGAGGUUCGACAGAGCAUCAGCGCGCAGCCGCAAGACUUAGCCAUCACCGAGGACCUCUUUAAGGACAGGCCAGCCAUAUCCACCCACUGCUUCACUGAAGGGAUGAAGCUGGAGGCGGUGGACCCUUCCUCCCCCUACUGCAUCAGUCCCGCAACAGUCACCAAGGUGUUCAGCGACAAGUUCUUCCUGGUGGAAAUGGAUGACCUGCGGGGGGAGAAGGGAGGGGCAGGGCGUGGCACCUCCUUCCUGUGUCACCAUGGCAGCGCUGGGAUCCUCCCUGUCCAGUGGAGCCUCAAGAAUGGGGUGCAGCUCAACCCCCCACCGGGAUACCAGGGUCAGGACUUUGACUGGGCGGAUUACCUGAAAAAGUGCGGAGCAGAAGCCGCACCCCAACACUGCUUCCCCACAGAGGACUGCGAGCACGACUUCGUGGAGUCGAUGAUGCUGGAGGCCGUCAACCCCCUCUCCCCCGAGCACGUUCACGUGGCGGUGGUCACCAGGGUCAGAGGUCAGCACGUCUGGCUUCGUCUGGAAGGGGUGAAACAGGCCAUUCCUGAGCUGAUCGUCCAUGUGGACUCUAUGGACAUUUUCCCCGUCAGCUGGUGUGAGACCAACGGCUACUCGCUCCAACACCCCUCCAAGCCCCAAGUUCAGAAGCAGAGGCGCAUUGCAGUGGUACAGCCUGAAAAGCACAGAGCUCCACCCAGGGCCACGCCUCCUGACGCAAUAAAGCAGCCAGAAAACGGCCAAUCGGACGGCGCAGGACAGGGCAAUGGGAAGUACUGCUGCCCCAAAAUCUACUUCAACCAUCGCUGCUUCUCUGGGCCCUACCUGAACAAGGGCCGCAUUGCCGAGCUUCCUCAGAGCGUCGGCCCUGGGAACUGCGUGUUGGUCCUGAAAGAGGUGCUGACUCUCCUGAUUAAUGCGGCCUACAAGCCCAGCCGUGUGCUGCGGGAGCUGCAGCUGGACGAGGAGUCUCGCUGGCAGGGUCACGGGGAGACGCUCAAGGCCAAGUACAAGGGGAAGAGCUACCGGGCCACGGUGGAGAUCGUGCGCACCGCGGACCGGGUGGCCGACUUCUGCAGGAAGACCUGCAUCAGGCUGGAGUGCUGCCCCAACCUGUUCGGACCGCGCAUGGUCCUGGAGCGCUGCUCGGAAAACUGCUCUGUGCUCACCAAGACCAAAUACACUCAUUAUUAUGGUAAAAAGAAGACCAAGCGGAUUGGACGGCCACCAGGGGGACACACUAACUUGGAGGGCGGGGUGAAGAGAGUAGGAAAGAGGAGGAAAAGGAGGAAGCAUUUCUUCGUCCACAAAAAGAAGCGAUCCGCCUCGCUGGACAACACUCCUGCUGGCUCCCCACAGGGAAGUGGCGAGGAGGAGGACUUGGACGAGGACGAUUCGCUGAGCGAGGAUUCGGGCUCCGAGCCGCAGGACGAGCUGCUGGACGAUUCGGAGCACUCGGAGAAGAAGUCUCAGCCCCCCUCGCCCACCCCCACGGACCCCGGCCGCCGCCCACGCCGCCGCCGCAAGGCCCCCUCGCCGUCCUACUCCGACAACGAGAACCGGCCCCCUUCACCAAAGAGCCCAAGGGCUGAGGUGCCAGAGAAGCUGCUCUUGGACAGCAGUCCGUUGGAGUGGAGCGUGGCAGAUGUGGUGCGCUUCAUAAGGACCACUGACUGCUCCCCACUGGCACGCAUAUUCCUGGACCAGGAGAUUGACGGACAGGCCCUGCUGCUACUGACCCUGCCCACAGUUCAGGAGUGCAUGGGCCUCAAGCUGGGCCCAGCCAUCAAGCUGUGCCACCAUAUCGAGAGAGUAAAGCUGGCGUUCUACCAGCAGUUUGCAAGCUGAGGGCGCCAGGGAGGCCUGUGACCCACACCGGUACCUGUGCCAGGAGCGGAACUCGCGCCGAUCCGGUUUCCUCCUGGAUCCUGGAGAGACACGCAGCUUCAUCAGUGUAGUUCCCUUCCCAUGGCCUCAUUCUUUCUCGCUGCUGCAGUGUGGACUUUUUUGUUUCAUCAGCUUUGGAGACGAAACGGUUAAUUCAAGAAACUAAGCACAAGAACUGAAAUUGAAGGGAAUUUAAUGGGGAAGUUAGGUAUUUGAUAUGCAGGGUAUGUAUAGUGUAAUGAUGUGUUUUUUUUCCUUGUAUAUAUGCUUUACUUGUAAUUGGCUCUUUAACAUUUGAAAAGUAUUUGUUUAUUUCAGGACAAACUACUUUUUAAUUAAUUUGUUAUACAGUUUUCAUAUAGAUUGUUCCAGGAGUGGCCUCUUUAUUUGAAACAGCCAACACCAGAUCCACUGUUUGUUAUAAUCAAAUUACAUAUGUGUGGUUUUUGCAUUCAUUGGUCAAAGUCAUUGUAAAAACAUAAAACAUCCCUCUCUCUCUUCUUGGUACUUUCCCCCCCUGCAGCUGUGACACGAACAAUUGUUAAGAAUAACAAAGGACUGCCAAAACCUAACCAGAUACAAGAAUGUGUUUAUCCACUUUAAAUUGGACUUAAUGUGAACAAAUGCUGACAUGAGAAUACCCUGUGUUGAUCUUUGGAUGACAAAAGCUUUUCCAUACAGCUCUUCUAUAUAGAUUUUCUAUCUUAUGAAAUGCUAUUAAUGUCUAUACAAUGCAAUAAUAUUGACUGGAAGGAAAAAGGCAAAGAGUAUCUGAUAAUUGACACAUGGAUUUUAUUGAUUUUUGUUGCAUUUGACUUUGCAUUUGUCUUUUGUUCAUUUGGAAAAGGGCACAAAGUGAAUGAACUAGGAAGUGUUCGGAUUGCAGAAUUGCUGUCAAUUCAACCAUACACUUGUGACUAGGUUGAGUCUGUCCUUCUACUAUUUCAGAGAUCUGUUUAUAAGCUACAGCAGCAAUAUUCAGGCUUUCUCUGGGAGAACGGCACCGUGAGCACAUUUUUGUUGUUAUUCAGCACUUAAUUGAUAAAUUAAAGUAACUGCUUACACCGUUAACUUGCCUCCACCAUUAACUCAAAAGUGGUUUUUGAUUUUAAAACAAAAACCAGCCGCUGUGCCGUUCUCCAGGGGCAGGAGUGAAUACUCCUGCUCGUUUUGUUAGAUUGACUGUGUAUCUGUGCUGGCAGCAGUUUUUGUUACAAUACUGAUUGGGUGGUGGGGGUGGAUGGUAAACUUUUAGCUUCAGAAAGAGCCCAGGCAUUUUUAUUGACCAGGGAAGAUGGCAGCAUUUGGUAUGACCGUGCAGUAGUGGCCUGGUUGCACACAAUGUGACCAGAGAUGCAGUUGUGCUGCUGUGGGGCUGCAGGCUCUGGCUUUGCCUGAGUCUAGCUUGAUUCCAGGUCUAAAGUGUUAAAGGGCAGGGCUCCCAUGUAAAGCACUGGCAGAUUAAAAUUUUGUGUAUUUUUAGAGAGAAGAACUCCUAUUUCUGAGUUGUAGUUACCCUUUGGAUCCAGUUCAUAAAGACCUAAUGUCAAGUUAAUUUACUACUAAUCUUUUUGGGAGUUGUGUGACAUUUCCCAAAUCGUAUGAGCGGUCUCUCCAUUAAAAUGAGUUAAGCAAUUGAUGAUAACCUUGUGAAUAACCCCUGUGUUACAUGUUCUCUCUGCUGAAGAAAUAUGACAGUGUUUGUUCAGGCAGAAGAGUUGCAGAAACGGAACAAUCAAAAAAUAUGCAAUACAACUUGCAGUAUCGCUAAUGUUUUCAUUCAAUACAUCUUGGUUUAGUAACGUGGAUGAUAAGGUUUUUCUUUCUUUUUAAUGGAUCCAUUUAUUUGUGCAUGAUUGUGUCUUACUGUUGUUUGCUAAUUUUACAUUCCACCCACUUGUCGAGUGGUUUGUGGAGUUUUUUUUUUAACCAAAAUUCAAGUUUGUUGUUUUUCCAGUGAUGCGCUUUGUCUUUUUUUUUGUCAAUUCUAAGUUCCCACACUGUUUGCCUUCAUGGUCCUAUUCUGUUAUGUAAGGUUGAUAAGGAGUGCAAAUGGAGAAACAAAGUGAUUUGAUUGUUAUUGGUUUGUGUAUGUAAAGCAAAUUGUAUAUACGUUUGUGGAAUAUAAUUAAUAUUUAAAACCAAAAGACAAUAAAAAAUGAAUCUCA
Molecule: messenger RNA, 5061 nt
Organism: Anguilla rostrata (American eel)
Lineage: Eukaryota; Metazoa; Chordata; Actinopteri; Anguilliformes; Anguillidae
Product: scm-like with four MBT domains protein 1
Exons: 21
Coding region: 260-2854 (864 amino acids)
Biological process (GO): negative regulation of DNA-templated transcription
Cellular component (GO): nucleus
Molecular function (GO): chromatin binding; histone binding; transcription corepressor activity
Source: RefSeq, a predicted model, not a curated record